Messenger RNA from Hemibagrus wyckioides, 2452 nucleotides. RefSeq lists its product as uncharacterized. The record is from RefSeq and is a predicted model, not a curated record. Bases 133 to 993 code for a protein of 286 amino acids. The transcript has 14 exons. NCBI's taxonomy places the organism in Eukaryota, Metazoa, Chordata, Actinopteri, Siluriformes, Bagridae.
CAGCGAUUAAUUACCAUCUUGGCAAUUCUACUACAGUACAUUGUGAUAACCAUUGUUGCGUAUUCUUGAAUUUCCACUGAUUUCCAAUAGAAAUGCAGAAGUGAUGGUCAUGUGCACAGCCUGGAAUGAUGCAUGCAAAGAAGAUUUGAGUGUGACACUGCGAUUUUGGUGGAUAUCUUGCAUAGAGUAGCCACUGAAGCGAAAGUGGCUCUGAUAAUCAUGCUCCUGCUGCUACUUAUUCCUAUUGUGGGUGUUAUCGCUGUAGCAUGCUGUAAAAGGACAAAAACAAUUCGUCCAUUAACGAUUUACAUGAUUAUAGAACUCAGUGAUAUUCUACGAAUAACUGUUUUUACACUGGUAUUUCAAAGAAGUACAUUUGUAAUAUUAGUUCCCCUCUUAACUGUGAUUUUAUUUUAUUUUCGUUCUUUUCUUCUCAAGCUGAGUUAUUUACUCUAUAUUAUAGGGACUUUGCUCCUGGAGGUUCUAAGAGCUUCAGGGUCGAUCUACAUCCAUUAUGAUCUGAAUAUUGAUGUGAAAGAACGUGACGCAUUGGUCUGUGUGACUGCAUACCUCCAAAUCUUGACCCUGAUUACACUGUUUACACAUUUAAACUAUAACUCAGAUCCAGAUCCAGAAUCUGACUCCAACACUGGGACUCAACAAUCUUUAUCCCAUUUGGUUGUGUUCAUGUUUGGUACAGUGGGGGUUGUUUUUGUGAACGCUGGUGCAUUAUUAGUAGAGCUGACUCUAAAAGCACGAAAUGGUGAGCGGACAGUGGAUCUGCGAGUGAUUCUCCUACCCACUGAAAGUGUCUUUGCUGCAUGCUGCCUUGCUUUACAAAUAUAUACUUUCUGGAAGACAAAAAGAAAAAGAUUUGCAAUUGGCAUAAACAAGCUGCGACAGUGUAAAAAGACUCAGAGGGACUCACCUCCACAAUGUGAUGAACAUAAAAUGGAGAAUCUGGCUCCUGAUCCUCAGCCCUCAGGGUCUUAGCAGCAAAAAAUCCUCAAACACAACCCCAGAAGAUUGCUAAUGUAUGUUUACCUGGUUUCUGCACUGUCACCUGACUAGCUGACAUCCCUACAGCAACCACUAGUGACUGUAAUAGGUGAUUAGUCUAUACAACUUUUCUAGCUGUGGUUUGCACUUAUGGGGAAAACAAAACACAGUUGUCUUUUUAUAUAUCAGGGACUAAUAACCACUGUUUGGUUCACAGCAACUUCUGGAAACAACUCAGGUGAGAACAAAAAAAACAUUUUGACAUGUAAUCAUUUUUUCCCUAAAAAUAAACCAACAUUCUGAACAUUUAGCAUCUUUGUCCUGUUUAAUGACCUGAAAGCUUAGAUUAAGCUGCUGGACAGAUGGUCUCAAAUUUGUGUCACUGACUGCACAAGUCCCAGAUCCUGUAGCUUAACAAGCCCAAAUCAUCAUUCCUCCAACACCAUGCUGCACAGUUGGUUUAAUCUUCUUACAGAGGCUUAAGAUGUUGCUUUGGGGUUUUCUUUCUAUCUCUGAAUAGUCUGAGCUUGGACUGAAUUUGCUGAGACGCUCACUCCUCAGACAUACAGAGCAGCUGUAUUGAAGGUUCUCCCCACAUGUAAACAGUCCUUCACAAUGUAGAAUGAUGAAUUUGAAGUUAUAUGAAGAGUCCUGGCUGAUGUCCUUUCUUCUUGGCAUGAUGUAGACACACACACGAGUGAUCCCGUACACCAAACUGCCCAAAGUUCUGCUUUUACAGACAUAGUCACACUUCAUGAUUAUAAUUAAAAACAACUAAUUUUGUUUAUGUGCAGGUAAGAAAGGUGUAUGUAUUUUUUUUGGGAAAAAAUGAGUACAGUACCUGAGGUUAUUAAUUUCUUUAUAGAAGCUGGUGAGAACCACACAAUUAUUGUUUAGGUCCUGAUAAAUAAAAAUAUAAAAUUGGAGGAGGGUGUCCUUUUUUCCCCAUGACAGUAAGUAACUGAAUGCACUAGUUUGUUCCCCUUGGAGAUUUAUUUUAAAGAUGUGUUAUAUUUUUUAUAUAAUUUUUUUAAAUACACAUUAUUUAUUUAUUUAUUUAUUUAUUUAUUUAUUUAUUUAUUUAUUUAACAAUCCUUUGUGUUAUAAUUAAAUGAAUCUCUUGUCUUCAUGUUUGCUUUAUUGUUCUAAUAGUUUUUAUUAUUUAAUUGUCAGGUAUUAUGACUGGAUUUGUUACAUUGAUGCCUAUUUUGAGACAUAUUGUAGGAUAAAGAUUAGGAUUUAAACUCAGUCUGGCAUUAAAAACAUUUAUUGUAUUGUUUAAUCAUCUGCCAAAUUCACCUGUGAUGUGUGAGGGAUGCGAAAGUUUAAAAAAAGAGAGAAUUUCUAUAAUUGUGUAUAACAUUCAGUAGAGGAACACAGGGAAUGUUAGUGUAUACUUUUAAAACUAUUAAGGUGUGUGUCAAUGAAUAUGUAUAUAUAUGUUAUAUACAGG